ACCUCCCAUCUCCCCAUUUCCUCUCUCUCUCUCUUUCUCUCUCUGUCUGUGAUUAAUUUCUUUAAUGAAGCGCUCACUUGAUACUCAAACUCAAAACGCUGCUCCGGUCACCGGAGACGAUAUCAAAAUGAAGAAGAUGAAGCACCUACAGGAAGAAGAAGAGGAAAAAAUCGAGGAUGGACUUAAUACAGGAACUGGGUUUGUGAAUUUGGACGAGAAUUUGCUUUUUGAGGUCUUCAAACACGUGGACGCGAGGACGCUGGGGAGGGCAGCCUGUGUGAGCAAGCAGUGGCACCGUACAGCGCAGGACGAGAGGCUUUGGGAGUUGAUCUGUACUAGGCACUCGGCUAAUAUCGGUUGUGGUAUCCAACAACUGAGAUCCGUUGUACUAGCUCUUGGUGGGUUUCGUCGCCUUCACUCCCAGUACCUGUUGCCUCUCUCUAAACCACAAUCAAGUUCCACAGCUUCAAGUUCUUCGUCGUCGUCGUCUUGGUCUCCUUUCCCGGCGAUGAUUGGCUCCAAACCGCCGGCUAGGUGGGGAAAGGACGAGGUGCAUCUCUCCUUGUCUCUGCUUUCGAUACGGUAUUAUGAAAAGAUGAAUUUCAGUAACAGAGGGAGAUGAAUUACAAUAAUCAUAUGAUAUUAUUAACUAAAUAUAUAGGAGUAUGUUUUUAUUAACUCUAAUUUCGGGUUUUAUUUAAAUUUUAUUUUUGUUGUAUGUCUAAAUUUGGCUUGGGAUUUUGUUUGCUUGUUUUUUUUUUCAUCUUUUUCUUGUUGUAUUUAAUAUGGGUUUUUGCUAAUUAGAUCUGUAAUAUGUAAUCAUAUUGUAAUGAAUCAAUUAUUGUUUGCUUGUUGGCCAAA
Molecule: messenger RNA, 861 nt
Organism: Hevea brasiliensis (rubber tree)
Lineage: Eukaryota; Viridiplantae; Streptophyta; Magnoliopsida; Malpighiales; Euphorbiaceae
Product: F-box protein GID2
Exons: 1
Coding region: 65-622 (185 amino acids)
Biological process (GO): regulation of gibberellic acid mediated signaling pathway
Cellular component (GO): SCF ubiquitin ligase complex
Molecular function (GO): protein binding
Source: RefSeq, a predicted model, not a curated record